Molecule: messenger RNA, 3793 nt
Organism: Phymastichus coffea
Lineage: Eukaryota; Metazoa; Arthropoda; Insecta; Hymenoptera; Eulophidae
Gene: app
Product: palmitoyltransferase app
Exons: 11
Coding region: 398-1864 (488 amino acids)
Biological process (GO): protein targeting to membrane; peptidyl-L-cysteine S-palmitoylation
Cellular component (GO): Golgi apparatus; endoplasmic reticulum
Molecular function (GO): protein-cysteine S-palmitoyltransferase activity
Source: RefSeq, a predicted model, not a curated record
CUUCUCUCUCGCUCUCCCACAGUCGCGUUCAAUCUCACGUGCAUCAUCACACGCAGUUGGCCACUCACCUUUUGUCUGUCGGUAUUGAGAGAAUCAUAAUCUCUUGUCUCCUGCGGGAUAAGCUGAGAGUAGUAAUCGUGCUAGUGUUGUUUUGUGGCAGUGCCUUGUUUGAUGCCGCUGCUGCUGUUGACCCACUUGCCGCGACGCUGGAUGGAGUCUCAUACAUCUCCCGGUGCUAAGGAGAGUUGUCGUCUACCACCGGUCAACCUCAAAGCACUCGUCAACUAUUAAAUAGCACCGUCGACAGUCAUACUCAUCACAUCACGACGAUGCCGAGGUUAAGGGAGCGCAAGCUUGCGAAUAAUAUGUUGCACUAAAAAUUCUAGCCAUCUGAAAGAUGACUCGUGUUACUAGAAAGUGGGAGCUAUUCCCUGGCAGAAAUCGUUUCUGCUGUGAUGGGAGAGUCAUGAUGGCUCCACAAACUGGUGUCUUUUAUGUCACAGUUUGUUUAAUAGCUGGAACUAGUGGACUGUUUUUCGCAUUUGACUGUCCAUUUUUAUCAGAGAACAUUACACCAGCCAUACCAGUCAUUGGUGGCUUAUUGUUUAUCUUUGUAAUGUCAGCUCUCUUUCGGACUGGCUUUAGUGAUCCUGGUGUGAUUCCUCGUGCAACACCUGACGAAGCAGCAUACAUUGAGAAACAAAUAGAAGUGCCAAAUAAUGGUAAUUCACCAACCUACAGACCACCUCCAAGAACAAAAGAAGUAUUGGUCAAAGGACAGCCAGUGAAAUUAAAAUACUGCUUUACGUGUAAAAUAUUUAGACCUCCUAGAGCAUCACAUUGUAGUUUGUGUGAUAAUUGUGUUGAGAGAUUUGACCACCAUUGUCCAUGGGUAGGAAACUGCGUAGGACGUAGAAAUUAUCGAUACUUUUAUGCGUUUAUAGUAUCAUUAGCAUUUUUAUGCGUUUUUAUAUUUGCGUGCGCAAUAACGCACCUAAUAAUGUUAACGAGAGAUAAUAAGCCUUUCCUUGAAGCUGUAAGAUUGUCUCCAGCUAGCGUAGUAGUUGGAGUGGUUUGUUUCUUUUCCGUUUGGAGUAUUUUAGGAUUGGCUGGAUUUCACACAUACCUCACAACUAGUAAUCAAACUACUAACGAAGAUAUUAAAGGUUCCUUUACAAGUAAGAGAGGACAAGAAAGCUUUAACCCCUAUAAUCAUGGAAACAUUUGCGGAAAUUGUUUCUAUGUUCUCUGUGGUCCAGUACCUCCUAGCCUUAUUGAUCGAAGGGGCAUCGUAACGCCUGAAUAUCGUGCUGAACACGAAAAAGUUACUGAAGAUAGUGUUAUAACUAAUAAUAAAACUUAUGGAAAUGUGAAAAUUGUACAGCCACAGUCGAAUGGUGUAGCGGUAUCGGUACCCGAGAUGUCAGACUACGAGGGUUCCACUAGCCAAUUGGUUCAAAGACAGCAACAUCAUCAACAACAACUACCGAUGCUUCUGCAACAGCAACAACAUCAGCAGCAGCAACAGUACUCACCACAUUUGGACAGUGUGAACGGUAGCACAACAAGUAGCGUGAGCCACUUAGUACCAAACGAGGUGCCACUGGCAUCGUUAAGUCUAUCGCCAAUCGAUAUUGACGAGAUCGCACCAUUACCUCCAACCACGACGUCAACGUCAUCGCGUGGUGCUUCAGUGCUUACCCUUGACGCGGCUGGAUUGCCUGCACCACCAUUGUCUGCCUCAAGGUUACGAUUAUUACAAGACACCACGAUGAUUGAGUCGGCCUUGGAUUUAGAUAGUCUCGAGGAAACUAGCGUCGGUCGUGGCAGUCAGGCAGGAUUGAUUAAAAUGGGUGCUAUCUGAUAAAAGAAAUGAAGAUGAAAAAUAAAAACAACUAAGUUACAUUAUUGGUGCGCGUGCCUUGGCGGUAUAGAAGUUUUGUUGAACACGUGUCGUUUUUACUUUUUUCUUUUCUAUUGAUGACGAUUUAUGUGACUUGUCUAAUUCUACAUUGUUUCCUGUAUAUCUUGGAUUACAUUUCGUCUUGGAAAACACGAUGUAUUUUACAAUUCUAUCAAAUAUGAAGUAGAUAUUUCUUUUCUUUUAUACUAUUUUGGUAUGAAUUCGUAUAAUGAUUAUGAGUUUUCUUUUUGUAUAAAUAUUUUUUUUAAAGCUAAGGAGUAACGAAAUAGAAAAUAUAUUAAUUUCUACCUACAGAAUCAAUGUCGCAUCUAAUUUAAGUGUACCUACACUGACAUAAGAAUUGUUCAAAGGUGAAAUGAAUGAAUGACAAUCGUGUUCAAUGAAAUUUUUAUUAACUGGGAAUAAAAGACUUGACUGUUAAUCGUCGAUGCGAAAAAAAUGUAAAAUUACAGAUGACAUCAAAGUGCAACAUAAAAAAGUCUUUAAUGAAAGAUUCGAAUAUUGCACGUGUUCAUAUUGUAACAAUAACGAAUAACAGUUAUCUGGAAAAAGACAAUUUAUCGGCGUGUAUCUAGACCAAUUGUGAAAAACAAAAGACGUUAUAUUGUUUAAGUAUGUGGAGUAUGUUUAAAUUUGCUAAUUGCGUCAAUUCUACUUUUUACACUUUAUAAUGAAAUUCUACAUGGUUUUUGACUAUUUACACGUAAAGUUUUAGUAUACUAUUUGUCGUCACUAAACAUUUUUAUAUGACAAUUUACUUCGUUUUUCAAUUAUUAUUCAAUUAUUUAUUUGUGUGAUUGUUAUAUGAUUCAUGUAAUAUUUGUUUUUCAUGAUUUCAUCUAGAAGAAAAGUCCGUCCUUGCAUAAGCAUUUUAGAUUCCAGUUAUAAUAUUUUUUUGCUUGUAUUUUCGUACACACAGUCUGUGUAAAUAGUCAAAAUUUAAUUUGAAAAAUAAAAUGAUUUCUUAAAAUCAAAGCAAGAAUUUAUACAUUGCAGCACAUAUUCAGAACAAAAUAUUCAUCCGAGCGUAAAUAAUUAUGUUUCGCGUAUUUAUUAUAUUUAGGUAACAAGUAUUAAGAAAUAGAAUUAUACGACAAGUUAAUGCGUUUAAGAAGUAUAAAUACAUGGUUUAGCCUUGCGGCUACCAAAUAAUGCGCAAAACAUUAAUAGAUUUCUAUUUCAGAUCCGAUACAUAGAUAGUGAAUAUUUUUUUUCAUACUUGAAUUCAUUCAUUCGAAUUUAUUCGUAUUUGAUUCAAAUUAAGAUGCUCUAGCAAAUAGAAAUUCGCAUUGCAGAGACUACAAACAUUUUCAGCACCUGUUUAAAUGCACUUAUUGUGAACAGAAAAAGUAAAGUAAAAAUAUAAAUUAUUGUUAUAAAUUGUCUAUUUUAGAUAAAUUUUUGGUGCAGCAGUACAGAAGAAAUUUUAUUCAAAUCUAAAUUUGAAUCGGAUCUCAUUUUGUAUUUUUUAUUAUUCGUUAUAAAACGUUAUUAUUGUCUAUUUUUAUCAUUUGUUGAGCGAGCUUUCAUGUAAAAAAUAAUAAAAAUAGCAAACUAUUAUAUGCGCUCUGGUCACUGCUAAAAACCUUUUAGAAUAAAGAAAUUAUUAUUGUAUGAUUCCCAAAUGUUGUUCUAGAAAAAAUUAAUUCGUUUACGAGAUGAUACACUGCCCAACAAAUAAGUUUAGUAUCUCGAAUUUAUGUUACUUUAUCCCAAACUAAAUACAGUUAUUACUAUUGAUUUUAAUACUGUAACAUUUUAGAAUUAUCUAUACUUUUUAUAUCCAAAAUUAUUAUUAUAAAAAAUGUUGAAGCUCUGCAAAGGUGGAUUGUUCUGUAUAUACAAUUAACGUUCAUGUAUAGAUUUUUA